This is a messenger RNA of Schistosoma margrebowiei, 623 nucleotides long. The record is from the annotation of a GenBank genome assembly. Lineage: Eukaryota; Metazoa; Platyhelminthes; Trematoda; Strigeidida; Schistosomatidae.
AUGUUAACCCAGUAUUCUAAUAGUCCCCUGAAUAAUACUCACUUGCAUUAUCGUAAUGUUAUAUUGAUUAGUUCUCAUAACAUACUGGCUCAAACGAUAAUAAAAACUGGUCGUCAAUAUCAACUAAUUAGCUUUGAUAGUUCGUUAACAAGCUUUUAUAGCAUUUACCUGCUUCAGCGACAUAGACUUGUCUAAACAUCAAGCUCUAGCAAAUAUGAUCUGUAAGUAGCGUAAUUAUACAUUGACUAACAAUGCAAUUAAGGAUUGAAUAGAUAUCUGGAUCUAAUUCUUAGUGUUCCUUCGCUUAACACAUCCUGUUUUAAACUAUGCACUAUCCUGUAAAAUCUUUUCUUCCGACCACUGCCUGCCUAAUUUCACAUUCUCGAGUUCCAUUGCCAAACAACAAGGAUGACACUUUUCUCUAAAAACAUACGGUGAGUUUCAGCCAUAAGUUUCCUGCAAUCAUAAGGUCAUUUUAGAUGGCUCGUUCAAUGGCUGACACAGUUAUCUGGAUUCAUUCGAUUGUUUUGAUCCGAGCGAGUGGCAAAAACAUCAUCAGCAUCAAGCACCCUGGAAUUAAUUGCCAUACUGCAUGUUUUAUUGUGGAUACUUUUGGAUCAUUA